Molecule: messenger RNA, 2049 nt
Organism: Tetrahymena thermophila SB210
Lineage: Eukaryota; Ciliophora; Oligohymenophorea; Hymenostomatida; Tetrahymenidae
Exons: 10
Source: RefSeq, a predicted model, not a curated record
GGAUUUAUAACAUUUUAAAAUAUUGAAGUUAUUGUUUUUAGUUAUUAAAUUAGUAUUAAUCAAUUAAUUAAUUAAUCAGCUGUUUAUUUUUCAAUCGAUAUGAGCGAUUUAGAAGAUAUAGAUGAUUUUUAUAAUGAAUCAUUUGAAAAUGAUAAAAAAGUAAGGCCUCCUGCGGCUCCUCCAAAAUAAAAUGCAGUAGUCUCUUCAAAUAAUAAAAAUAAUAAAAACUCAAAUUAACAAGAUGAUGAAUAUUUUGAUGAUUUUAAUACAAAGCCAUUAGAUGAAUCUAUAAAUGAUGAUCAUGCAAAAUAGAAUAACCAUGAAGAAUAUGAUUCUUAUGGAGAUUAAUAGAAGAAUUAAAAAAUUCCUAUUAUUCCAAAAUAAAAUUAGCAAAAACCUUAAGCUGAAUAGCACUAACCAGUUGUUUAGGAACAUAGAAAAAGCGAGCUUCCUUCAUAAAAUCAGUCCGCAAAAAAAAAUGAAAAUCAAAUACCAACUACAAAUUCAAUUUAAAAUUCAGUUAUGACCAGCUAAAAUAAGCAAACUUUGAUUGAGAAAAAUAAAAAGUUAAAAUAAGAUCUUAAAAUGUUGGCUACUGAACUUGAUAAAAUAUUAGUCAAAGAGAAAGAAAAAAGAGAACAAAGAUACAGUCAGAAGGAGGAAGACGAAGAGCUAAAAGAUCGUAAACAUAGAGUGUAAAAAUAAUUAGCUGAGAUAAAUAAAUUGAAAUAGAAUAUUACGAGGAUAAAAAAUCAAUUAUAAAAUGUGUUUGAAAAUAAUAAUGUAGUCUAAAAAGAAGAUGAGUUGCUCUUUUUGAAGAAAUAAAUUGCUGAAGUUAAAUCUGAGUAUGAUAGCUUGCAAAAUAUAAACGAAAAGUAGUAACAAGCUUUAAACGAAUUAAAAGAUAAUGGACAGUAUUCUUCUAAUGUUGAAAAACUACGCUAAACUUUAGCCAAAGUCAAAGAUGAAUAUAGAAAGUUGAAUGAUUAAGUAUAAGAUUAAGAAAAAGAUUUAAGGAAAUAACAUGAAAACUUAGUAACAAAAGAAGAUAAUAUCAGAUAGCUAACAGAAAGAAUAAAUGAAAAAAAGAGAUCUUAAAAUAGUCAUCAGUCUCAAGCUGGUGAUGAUGAUGUUUAUGAGAGAGACCUCCAAGAUUUAGAGGAAAAAAUUAAAGAACAAGAAAAUAAAAAGAAGCAAAUUGAAAAAAAAUAUUUGGAAAAGUAAAAAUAAAUUGAGAAAGAAAAGAGAGAUCUUCAGCAAGAGCUUUCUAAGAAAAUGACAAUUUUAAAGAGCAAAGAAAAAGAAAUAAAACUUAACUAAAUCAAGCUUAAAGAAGUAGAAAAAUAUAUAAGAAAUAUGAAUGCAAAAGAGGAUACUAAAAGUGUUGUUAGUGAAAGCCAUAUGGAUAUUAUUAAUAGAGACCAUUCUAAAAAUGUAAAACAACUUAAACGCCCACCUAUGCUGAAUAAAAAACCAGGAGCUUCUGCUAACCCUAGAAAAGACGAAGGACAAAUAAAGGUUGAGGAUUAAUAAAAGUAGUAGCCUUAAAAGAAAUAGAAUGAAGCUGAUGAUUAAGAAAGAGGUAGAAGAAAAGAAAGGACACCUGAAAGUAAUUAAAAGUAAUCUAAUAAAAAGCAAAGAGAUUAAUCCCCUGAAUAGAAUAACAACUAGUAACACAAAUAAGAAAAAUAAUAAGAUUAUAAAAAACCUUCAGAAUAAGAAGUAGAUCUUGAUGAAUUAGAGUAUGCAAACAACGACUUUGACGAUUAUAAUAGCAGAUAAAAUACUGCUUAAGGGUAAAGAAAACCAGAUUCAACAAAAUAGAUUAGUAAUAAUUAAAUAAGUUAAAAUCAAAAUAAAAAAGAUGAUAGCUUUGAUUUAUAAAGUGAGUCCUAACCUUCAAAAAAUAAAUUUAAAGAGCUUGAUGAUGAUAAUGCAAAGGAUCAGGAAAAUAAUAAUUAAAUGAAUUCAAAGGAAGAAAAUAUUGAAGAAAAAGUAGAAGAAAAUGUAUUUUCUAAGCCAGCUUUCAUGCUAAAAAAGAAAAAAUGA